This is a messenger RNA of Dreissena polymorpha, 1135 nucleotides long. RefSeq names its product dual specificity protein phosphatase 13-like. Lineage: Eukaryota; Metazoa; Mollusca; Bivalvia; Myida; Dreissenidae. Gene Ontology annotation, cellular component: cytoplasm. Bases 147 to 683 code for a protein of 178 amino acids. Gene Ontology annotation, molecular function: protein tyrosine/serine/threonine phosphatase activity; MAP kinase phosphatase activity. Gene Ontology annotation, biological process: negative regulation of MAPK cascade; protein dephosphorylation. The transcript is spliced from 4 exons. The record is from RefSeq and is a predicted model, not a curated record.
AUGACAUGUCUAAAUAUAGAUAUGUGUGUCAUUCAUUUUGUCAAGCUUAAAUAUAUAUAUAUUGUUUGUUAUUCAUUUAGUCCGUUAAUUACCAUGACUGUUUUAACCAUAUAAGACGAUUGGAAGUACAAAAACCACUUAUUAACAUGGAAAACGGGCAAAAGUUAUGUUCGUACCAACAAGCUAAAGACUUUUUGAUGACUGCUGCGGAUAUGCACAAGCCUGGGAAGAAAGUUCCGCAUGGGGCGCAGCAGAGUGUAUGGAUGUGUUUAAUGGCCCCACCAAACGACCAUCACAACGAAGUUUAUCAAAAUAUAAUUCUUGGUGAUGACCACCUUGCUAAAUCUGCCGAUGAGCUCAGAGCGUUGGGAGUUACUCACGUUGUAAACUGCGCUUGUGGCAAACGAUUUAACAUGGUCGACACAAGUGCUGAAGAUUUUGCUUCAUCCGGCAUACAGUUCCACGGAAUAGCAGCGACAGAUAUAAUGACGUUUAAGAUGGCGCCGCAUUUCGAAGCAGCGUCAAAGUUCAUGAAAGACGCUUUAGAUGGUGGUGGAAAAUUGUACGUGCACUGUGUGUCUGGCGUCAGUCGAUCAGCAACUAUAGUUCCUGCUCUCUGUUCAUCGGAUGCCUCUAAUGACGGCACUGGAACAAGUACGCAAACAUCGCAAGAUCAUGCCUAACGACGGAUUCUUGAAAGAACUUGUCGCACUAAAUAACACAAUGUUCGGAAGUUGAGUGAUGCAAAUCGAGAUUGCCGUUUAAACGACCAUACUUAACUGUUUGUGAAAAAAAUGCAACGUAGAAUUAUGCAACGUUGUGCACAUCAAGUGACAAUGUAUUAGUUAUAAUUGUUUUCAAGCAAAGCAAUGUGUAUUUAAAUAUGAGAAUAAAUGAAUUGUUGUUGUUGACCAUUGUGCUGUUACUUUAAAUAAAUAUUUAUGUUUAUUUUAUAUGUUUACCAUGUUACUCUAUCAUGCAUGUAUGUCUGUUUAGUACGAACAUGAAAUAAUCUCAUCCCACUGAAGCGACAUUUUUUUAUGUUCUUAAAUACAUGCAUAUUCAUUAGCCAACUGUUUAUAUUUUUGUUUGUUGCUUGCAAUUUCGGAAAUAUUAUUUAGUUUCACCUGCGAAA